AUGGAUCUUUUCGGCAGAACACCCACAGUGACGUCGGAGCAAGAGCCAGCAGCAGGACAGAGCUGCCAGGUGACAGCGCCUCUGACAUGCACGGAGUGCCCCAGGAGCUACUGUGCCGCCGACAUAUCCACACCGACUGCGAGUCCGAAAUCGGGCUCCUCUCCCAGUACCGGUGCCAUUGCCGGCGGUGUCGUCGGUGGUGUCGCCGUCAUUGCCAUCGUGACCUACCUCGUCUGGCGAUUCUGUAUCAAGGCCAAGAGACAGCAGAUCUCCAAGGCCGAGGAGGACGGCCAGAUUGACCGAUCCAUCGAGGCCGAAGACUCGUUCAACGCCCGCCGCAACCAACGUGCCUCGACGCACACCGUCCACUCAAUUGCUUCGACCGUCCUCACACGGGCAUCAAACAUCAUCCAGAUCGCGUACAUUCCGGGUGUUAUGAACCGCCCCUCGCCAACCUCGCCGACUGUUCUCGUCCCGCCCGUCCCGCCCAUCCCCAUAGCAAUUUCGAACUCGUCGCAGGCUAGCACGCCCGCUGGCACUGAAGAGCAGCACUUCUUCGUUCCUGGCGACCUUCGUGACUCGACCUACUCUGGCUACUCUGGCUUCACCGACCGGACGUCGUACGCGCGGACGUCGUACGCCCCACGCUCCAGCAUCGCCUCGACCAUCUACGGAAAGAACGCCGUGAUAGUGCCGCCACCCCAGACCGGCAUGAGAAUCAAGCCAACUAUGGUGAACCUCAAGUCGCCGAGCAAUCUUGGCCCGAACGGCUUCGUCGCCCCGCCCGUGCCCAGUGUCGACUACGAGAAGUAUAAAGGCGCUGCCAACACCAACGGCAGCAACCUCCGGCCUGUUAGCGCUGCCAACAGCACGUUCAGUGUCGGCUCCACCUUCCUCAACAAUGCCAGUGCAGCCACCGCCAUGCCAGCGCGCCCCGUUGUUGUCCGCGUUGGAAACGGUCCUAAGAAGCCGUCGAGCUCAGGCAGCGGUGCUGCUGCAGGCGGCGUGGCCGCCACCACUUCUGAAACCGAGAUUCUUCCCACUCACCAGGAGGCCAGAGAAAGCGUUUCUUUGAUCUCUCCUGUCCGGGAACGCUUCUCGACCUCAACGGCAACCUCGACCAAGACAGGCCACGAGUCAAAGGCCGUGACCAUCAUUGAAGACUCUCCUACCCCCGACCAAGGCCCCUUCUCUGACCCUCCCGCAUCACCAAGUGGCUCCAGCCGAACUGGCCGUAGCCUGAGCGCCGUCAUUGAAGAGGCCACAAGGCGUGCGUCUCAAAGGGUCACCACCGCCACAUCUGUGGAGCGUGGACGGAGUCCCUUUGGUGACGAGAACGCGACGCAUGACAUCUAA
This is a messenger RNA of Sporothrix brasiliensis 5110, 1356 nucleotides long. RefSeq names its product opy2-like protein. Lineage: Eukaryota; Fungi; Ascomycota; Sordariomycetes; Ophiostomatales; Ophiostomataceae. Bases 1 to 1356 code for a protein of 451 amino acids. The record is from RefSeq and is a predicted model, not a curated record. The transcript is spliced from 2 exons.